Messenger RNA from Andrographis paniculata, 1007 nucleotides. RefSeq lists its product as uncharacterized. Lineage: Eukaryota; Viridiplantae; Streptophyta; Magnoliopsida; Lamiales; Acanthaceae. Bases 81 to 818 code for a protein of 245 amino acids. The transcript has 4 exons. The record is from RefSeq and is a predicted model, not a curated record.
GGUGGAUCUGCUCUGAGAGAGCAAACUUGAACAAAAGACGAUUGAUUUGCUUGAAUUCGUUUGAAAAUUCUGGAGAUCAAAUGGCGAUGGAUGUGGAGGAGAGUGGAGGCGAAUUGAAAUUUCCCUGUUGGGAGCCUAUCCGCCGAAGGCCUGAACCGGAUGCGGAUUUCUUUGCUGCUGGUAACAUCGAACGAGAGCUACUCUCCAAACAGGUAGCAUUGGACAUUUCGGAAGAAGAAAAACAGAAGAUACGAGGCGCGGAAGAUUGGAAGAGCAGUGAACUAUAUUGCCCAAUUGUUGGUUGCGGAGCACGCCUGAAAUAUCUAGACGAUUUCGAAGAUCACUACAAUGGACGGCACAUGGCAUCUUGUUCAGUCUGCUCACGAGUAUAUCCUACAUCACGUCUACUCAGCAUACAUGUAUCCGAAGCCCAUGAUUCUUUCUUCCAGGCAAAAGUUGCCCGUGGAUUCACUAUGUUCGAAUGCCUCGUUGAAGGGUGCAACGUGAAGCUUAAGAGCUACAAGAGCCGGCAACAACACCUGGUCGACAAACACAAAUUCCCUUCUUCAUUCGAGUUCUUCAAGCAAGCGAAGCCAUCGAAAAGGCAGAGGCAGAAGAUUCAAAAUAAACAGGCAGCGAUGCGCAAGAAAGACAAUGAUUCCUCGUCAACUGCAAUGGUGGUGGAUGACGAAAACAUCGACAAUCUUGUGUCAGCUGUCUCGAAAAUGAGCACUCGGGACACUCCAUCUUCUAUCAGUUUCGGCCGCCACUCUCACUCGACGCCGUUCAUCCCUCGGACCAUCCGAAAACAUACAUGAAAGAUCGGAUAGGAAGGUUAAAAGCAGAAGAAAUUAUCAGCUAGCAGAAGUUCAGACAUCAGAUGUUCAGCUCUCAGAAAACGUUACUUGGUAAGCUUUACAUCCUUUGUUUAUAUGGACUAGACGUUUUUUUUUUAAAUGCGACUUUCUUAACAUAACCACGUUUUUAGUUCUUCUUUCUCUUCUUGA